Molecule: messenger RNA, 888 nt
Organism: Trypanosoma brucei brucei TREU927
Lineage: Eukaryota; Euglenozoa; Kinetoplastea; Trypanosomatida; Trypanosomatidae
Gene: Tb927.7.310
Exons: 1
Coding region: 1-888 (295 amino acids)
Cellular component (GO): mitochondrion
Source: RefSeq, a predicted model, not a curated record
AUGCAGGAUUCCGUACUUUUAUCCGAAGCCUUCGAUGCAUCACACCGGCCGUGGCCCAACCGUCCUGAGCGAAAAAAAGGAGUUUCCCCCUCCGGACGGGAUUUUAAUAUGACGUUAUACCGCAUGAAGGGAUGCCCGUAUUGUGAGAGGGUUGAGUGGCUGCUUCGUUACCAUCUCGUGCCAUUUGAAAUUGUUGAAGUUGGCCCGCUCACGACAAAAGGGUUUCCGGACCAACGUUUUGUACAAGUCCCACAGAUCGGGCUGGAGGCGGUCGCUGAUCCAAACAAUCCGCACGCGGCGGAAAAAAGUGUGGCGUACGUGGCGGAUUCUCAACACAUCAUUGCAGCGAUUUCAGCGCCACUGGGAUUCACGAAGCAGUUGAGUGACCCGCGCAUUAUGGAGACACGGAAAUGGAUGAUGGAGCGGUUUCAAGCGGCAGGUUUCUUAGCAAUUAACAGCACUUGGAGAGAUGCGUACACCACAUAUCCACACGUAACCCCAUCCCAUUACUACUACCAAAAUCCGAUCUUUCACGUGGUUGGUGCCACUGCCCUUUACGCUUUAGCAAAAUAUAAAGUCGCCCCCCGGUUUGCAGCUGAAGAAUCGGCCACAAGCGGAUUUCCCUCAAUGGAAAAUUCUCUUCAAAGGGACCCUUCCGCUUGGCUCGCUGCGGAGUUGUCCGGUUUUGCUACGCGCCUUUCCGGCGGUUGCCACCAACUUCACGGCGGGAAGGAACCGGAUAUUGCAGAUGUGGAAAUGUAUGGCCUGACGCGUAUUAUUGACGCCCAUCCGAGACUUCGGAGCGCUCUUCACGAAGGACCGCUGAAAGAAUGGUGUGCAGCCAUGGAAGCGGCGUUGCAGAAGCGGACGCAUGUGACAAAAAAAUAA